Molecule: messenger RNA, 3745 nt
Organism: Paramacrobiotus metropolitanus
Lineage: Eukaryota; Metazoa; Tardigrada; Eutardigrada; Parachela; Macrobiotidae
Product: PR domain zinc finger protein 10-like
Exons: 6
Coding region: 282-3473 (1063 amino acids)
Cellular component (GO): nucleus
Molecular function (GO): protein binding; sequence-specific DNA binding
Source: RefSeq, a predicted model, not a curated record
UGAAGCUGCUUUGAAAAAGCUGGGCGUAUACUGAAUUAACGCUGCAACUUGAAAUUUGCACUCAAACGGCAGCUUGUUUUCGCAUUCCCGUCAGUAGUGAUUUGGGUCCCAUUUCAAAAGGCCAAAGGGCUUUUUGUACUGUAUCAGUCUGUAUGCAUGGCAUGGCAACACUGCUUUUGCUUUGCAGAUUCUAACUUCUAAGAUCUAAGUUGUGAUUUUCCGUACGAGUAGCAAGCAGUACGGGAUCCUAAGGAUUCGCUGGUCGAUAUUAAUUAUCCAUCAUGGUUCGCUGUUGUAUUGUCGGUUGCAACAAUAACAGCGAUAGAAAGGAUUGCACGACUGUGGGACCCCAUUCGUUCCACAAAUUUCCAAAAGUAACUCUGCUUCGCGAUCGUUGGUUGCGGAGUAUCAACAGGCUGGAUUUCCAGCCUUCCGUUCAUUCUGCCGUUUGUUCUGAUCAUUUUGAAGCUAACUGUUUUAGUGCAUCUACUGCCAAAAACAGUUUAAAGCAAGGAUGUAUUCCUACCCUUUUCGGAGAUGCAGUCUCCCGAAAAUAUGAAAGGAAGGCUGACAGUGUGGCAAGCAACACCGCCACUUCAGCGGAAAAUCAGUCUGCACCGACACCGUUCAAAGUUGGUCAGCAUCCCGACUCUGUACUGAAGCUGCGUACGGUAUUGGAAGUUAAUCCUUUCCAGUAUCCCGGAUGCACGACAAAACGAGCAGAAGCGUGGAAGCGAGCCGUGGAACUGGUGUACAAAAAUUCCAACAUCGUGUGUCGGGAAGAUUCGCUUCGGCAACUGACACGGCGUUGCAUUGCGGAGUACGAGUGUAGGCUGAAGGGCAAUGUGCUUUGUUCACCCGACGAUUUAAUACUGGACGAGGUUGCCCGCGAGUUGUAUCUCCUAUCACAGAAGCAUGCAGACAUCAACACUGCGGAUGGCAACAGAAAGCGAAAGAACAUCUCAUCGGAGGAUGACGAGGACUCCAUCGGUGCGUUGUCCGACUUCCUGGAGGCAUCGGAUGGUGAAUCGGUAGACGAAGCCGAUAAGACACCGAAAUUCGGGCGCAAGCACAAACCGGGCACCCUGGAGAAACUGCGCAUCGUGUUGGAUGUGAAUCCGUUUCAGUUCCCCAGGGGGUCCAAAGAAACUGGUGCCGCUUGGAAGAAAGCCGCUGAAUUAGCGGAAACUGAAUACCAGCUGGUCAGCAGUGGGGAUGCGAUCAAAAUUUUAGCCAACCGAUGCAUUGCGGAGUACACGAUGCUGCUAAAGGCACGGAAUGCUGAUCUGGAGAAUCCUCCACUGACCGCUGAUUUCUCUCCCGCCGAAGUAGUUGCACGGCAGCUGUAUCUGCUGUCGCGCGCGCGCACAUCGACUACGGACAACACCGACGGCGGACGGAGGAAGCGAACCGAGCUGUCCACAGACGACGAUGCAGAUUCAGUUAGUAUUUUGUCGGAGAGCGGGGCAGUGGCUCCUUGUAGCUCUUCAAAGCUUGCAAAAACAGGCGAGGAAGUUAUGCAGUGUGGAAACAGCGAGGAGUAUGGGGGCGAGAACGGUCUACCGUCGUCCGACGGAACUACGACGGAUUGGCGUUAUGGAAAAUUUUGGUGUUCGGAAUGCUUGGUCUUGCUGGAUACGCCCUGCUUAAUUCACCGCGUACUGUGUGCAGAUGCGCCCUUUAUUCCCAGAGCGUAUGCUUCUCUACCGCAUAAUUUACGGUUAGAUCUCGGGAAACACGAUACAGGGCCAAAACGAAUAGUGGCAAAAGGCGAUAUUGAGCCGCAGUCAAUUUUCGGACCACUGUAUGCACCGCGGAGGAAGGCAGUACAGAAGGAUUUUAAAUACGCCACCGUAAUGCGUGAUGUCAAUGGAAAUGAAAUAAUGUGGUACUUCAACCUGGAAUGCGAUGAUACGUCCAACUGGAUGAAAUUUGUACGAAUGGCUGAUACUGUUGCGGAGCAGAAUCUAGCAGCAUAUUGGGCUGAUGGGGAAGUGUAUUUUGCUGCGAUAAGGAAAAUACAACCUGGAGAGGAAUUGAAAGUAUGGUACUCGACGAGUUAUGCUGCGUUGAUUGGCAAAGAUAUGCUUGGCACUGGAGAGAUGCGGUGUCAGAAUCGAGCACUGCUGCCGCUAAUUAAUUCAGAUGAUGGUAUGGCUGGUUAUGAAACUGACGUCGACGAAGCCGAAAACAGCACGGGAAUGUUUGCUGCGAACAGAGUAUUCGGAUGCGAUUUGAGCAAGAAUGUUCAGUACGAUGAUUUUAAAUGUGUGGACGUACGCGUAAACGAAGAAACAACCAUCUCAGUUGUGAUGAAGCGUAAUGCUGGUAUGCCUGGACUAUCAGGGAGUAUUCCUCCGGCCUUGCUGGCAACUAUCCCUAGCGGAAGCAAGAAUGCUGAAUGUGUUUCUCCAAAGUCUUUAGCGAAUUACAAGAACAGUACAGCUUUGCGUUCCAUCGCUCGAAAGAAUUUAUCAGCUUUCCCGCACGAAUGUGAAGUUUGCCAGGCAAGGUUCCGUACUGCCUAUCUUCUGAAGAUCCACCAAGUUCGCCAUCAACCGGAGGACUUUCCACCGCCGAAUAUCGCUUUAAUUUGUCCAGCUGGAUGCCGUCUGUCUCUUUUGUCAUUGGCUCAGCUGGUUGACCAUGUGGAUCAACAUACGGAAUAUUGGACGUAUCGUACCCAGCGCACGGCGCCCACAGAGUUAAAAUACCGCUGUGAAGACUGCAAUAAAUCUUUUUCCUGCCAGGAAAACUUGGACGUUCAUUGUCAAUACAGACAUUCGGACCUUGGAGGCGAUUUUGAAUGUGAAUACUGCAAAGAAAGAUUCAUGACAAAAGCUGGCUGCGUCGUGCAUGUGAAGCACGCCCAUUCGGGGAUGAAUGUCUUCAACUGCCCGGUUUGUUUGGAAACUUUUUCCACGAUUCCGCUUUAUAAGGAACACUCCGUAAUUCAUUGUGUGGAUGGAAAAUACCCGUGCCGAAUAUGUUCCAGGGAUUAUACAACUUUCAAACAGUUGCAGAUACAUAUGCGAACUACACACGUGCCAAAAAAACACAUUUGCUCGGUUUGCGGUCAGAUGUUCAGAACGGAAUGCCAGCUGACCUAUCACGGUAGAAUUCACAGCAACGAACUACAAUACAAGUGCUCCUUAUGUCCAAAAGGAUUUCAGACUCCUCACAAUCUCCGUACGCAUUUAAUUGCUCAUGAUCCGAAGCACGCGGAAGCGCAGAGACGGGCUAAACAAAAACGUCGACAAUCCUUAACCCAGCAGUCACAUACUCCGCGAGCAAAGUAUAUUCCUCCGCGCGACCGGAUACGCUAUGAAGAUCUUCCAUAUAAAUGCGAGGAGUGUACGCUGGGCUUUAUGCGACGCGGCAUGCUUCUUAUGCACUUUCAAAAGUUUCAUCCUGGCAAAUCGUUUGAUAGUAUUCCACAGUAUGUUGAGCCACCGCCAUUGUUUAAGCUGUGAUUUAAAAUGGUCUGGUUUUGCCUACUCGAUUGUACUUGCAUUUAGUACAAGGCGGAAGUACUAGUUUAUUACGCGUUCUUCCAGAAAUGCAUUGUUGGAUGACUUGUGUGCAGAAUUUUAAGUUAACCGGUUUACUGAUAAACGUGCUAAGACUUAGGAACAAUGUCGCGUAGUCUAGUUGACCUUUGACUCAAUCAUACUUUAGCAAAAGUGCAGUACCGUUGGAGCCUUAAUUGCGUGUCUAUAUUCUCGGGCAGCACAAACCGCAGUAU